AGGGAGACCGCAGAGAAGGGAAAAAAGGCGACAGAAGGGGAAAGAGCUGGUCCAUGCGUUUUGGGGGUUGAGGUGAAAUUCCUCAGCAAACUGCCGUUGGAAUACCCAGAGGGCCACGGCCAACCGUCUCAUCCGGAACAGACCAACAAAAUCACCCAAGACAAGAAACGAAGAAAAACAAGAAGAACACAAGGGAGGGAGGACAACGCAAAGCGUUAAAGCUUCAAUCUCAUGUCGCUCCCCGCAAAGCGUCGUCGCGUCAUUCUUCCCGCACCAGGCGCCCAACCCUCCGGAUCUCUCCCACCCGCCUCUUCUUCACUGGUAGCAUCAUCAUCUCACCAGCCAUCCGCCUCAGGACGCGGAUCGAUCGGAGGAAAUGGGAGCAGCGAGGAAUCGUUGUUAGGGAAUGAUACGAGUCGCGAUCUUCAAUCCAGAAGUCAGAGCAUCGACUCAUCUUCGGCCGACACCAAGAAGCCGAGGGCCGCAUCUAAACGACAAGUUAUUGCAGUUGCUUGCGAUAACUGCCGCCGAAGAAAGGCAAAGUGCGACGGCCAUCGCCCAAAAUGCCAGCACUGCUCCAAAAGGGGCGUCGAGUGCCACUAUGAGGCCAACCAAGGCGAGACUGUGAGCCUCGCUCUCAAACGCAAGGCAAACGACCUCGAAAGCGAAAAUGUUCAGUACAGAGAGCUUUUUCGCAUGGUCUGCACCAAAUCCGAGGACGAGGCAAAGGAGAUUUUUCGCCGCAUACGCUUGUCCGGCGACCCCCUCAGAGUCCUCGAAUCCAUCCGCCAGGCAGAGAUUCUGCUCCCCUCCCUACCCGUCAAUGACCGCGUCAGCGAUUCGCGGUUAGCAAAGCUGAACGAAAGGGCAAUGGAAAAUAGCCUCCUCCGCGUGCCGGCAAAGCCCUGGACCACGGUUGCUGACGAUGGCAUUGUCUCCGAAUUGAUUACCGACUUUUUCAGCUGGGACAAUGCGAGUUGCUUCCCCGCCGUCGAGCAGAACCUGUUUCUCGAAGACAUGAGGUCCGGAAAUAUUAAGCGUGCAAAGUGGUGUUCCCCUAUCUUGGUCAACGCAAUGUGUGCAGUCCGUGCUCCAUUUGUUGCAACUGUCAAAGAGUUUCACUCCUACACAGGCCAGGACUUAGCGAGACAGUUCCGGGAAGAGGUCAUGCAGCUGGUAGAAAAGAGUCAUGGCCGGGCUUCAAUCCCCACCAUCCUUGCCCUCGUUCUCGUGGACUGGUCAGCGAGUAUUGCAGGCGACGAAGCCAGUGCCAAAAUGUACCGCUUCAUGGCCUGGGAAAGGUAUAAACGUUUCAAACCAGAGCGACGCUUCGCCAUGCUCAAUAAAGACGAUCCAAAUGAUGCGAUUGAAAUGCUCGUCAUCUCAAAAGCUGUGUGGGCCAUAUUCUUGAUGGAGAGCCGCGUAUCAUAUUUCUACAACUCAACCGCAGAUAUUCCACCCCCGACAAUACCCAGAUUGUUCGACAACUGUGGACGAGACGCAGUCGAGCCUCUUGGCAACGUCGACGUUCUCGGUCGAUCCUACCUAGAAUCUACGAGCCUGAUACCAAUCGUUCCAGGAAUAGCAACAGUCGUAUCCGAUCUCGCCAGGCUACAGUAUGACGUUAUGUCAUAUCUCACGUCUGGCAGCACCAUCAAAGGAAGCAUCGAAGACGUGAGGCGGAAGAAACACUGGUACUGCAGGUUGCAGGAGUUCAGGGAGGCGUUGCCCAAACGCUUCCAGAUGGAAUACAACUUCACCCCGGCAACCUGCUUCCUGAGGAUGCACGAGAACGAGCUAGCCUACGCCGUCCUCCAGUCACUCAGCCCGUCAACCAUCUUCGACACUCCCUUCACCGCACCUCCUACGACCGUAAAGUCUCUCUGCCUCCAUCACUGCGUCUCCGACACAACCCUCGCAGAGUCAUACCUACAACGCUACUGCACGCACUCGUACAUCACCCGCGUCAUGUUCGUGGCGAUGCAGAACCUCAUGCCCUACCUCAAUGAAGGCCACGCCGCCACCAACGACCUCUUCACCCGCCUCUGCAUGAUGGGCGGUAUCUCAGCGCGCGUCGUCCGUAUGUCAAUGUACCUCCUCCAAGCGGUGCAAGCCAUGGCCUGGGCGAUGAAGCAGGACAUCCCGGCCGCCGCGAGACCGUAUCUCGAUCCUUGGGUGAGGCUCGCGAUCCAAGAGAGCGAGACAAAAGCACCGAGCUAUGCUGUUCCGGACCGCGAGGAGAUCAAGGCCCUCCUUGCCGAUGAUGAUCAGAGCGAUGGUGGAUCUGUCGAGAGCGGCGCCGAACUAUGGGCAUUGGUAGAGAAGUGGGCUCUCAGCACCGGGAAAGGUCUUUGAUGGUAUGCCCAAGUACUUGAUUAGGGGGCCUGGCGUUUUGGAUUGGUUUGCAUGGCAUGUGUUGCAAGCGUGUUUGAUCAUGAUGAGAAGUGAAAGAUUUUUCGAGCAUUUGCCAGAUAUGUGGCGGCCAUUUACGGAACAGAGAUUCGGGCAGCGCGAGCUGUCUGUCAUUGUUACUUCCAGAUCAUGACCCAGGGCUGAUACAA
Colletotrichum godetiae is the source of this 2561-nucleotide messenger RNA. RefSeq lists its product as uncharacterized. The coding region runs from base 232 to 2355 and encodes 707 amino acids. The record is from RefSeq and is a predicted model, not a curated record. Gene Ontology annotation, molecular function: DNA-binding transcription factor activity, RNA polymerase II-specific; zinc ion binding. NCBI's taxonomy places the organism in Eukaryota, Fungi, Ascomycota, Sordariomycetes, Glomerellales, Glomerellaceae. Gene Ontology annotation, biological process: regulation of DNA-templated transcription. The transcript has 5 exons.